Molecule: messenger RNA, 2143 nt
Organism: Platichthys flesus (European flounder)
Lineage: Eukaryota; Metazoa; Chordata; Actinopteri; Pleuronectiformes; Pleuronectidae
Product: piggyBac transposable element-derived protein 4-like
Exons: 3
Coding region: 1-1494 (497 amino acids)
Source: RefSeq, a predicted model, not a curated record
AUGCGGAGGAAUGAUGUGGACGAUCCGGACAUCACACCACCACAGCCCACCUUCUGCCCCGCCCAGUCACCAGGACCCCAGCUGGUACGCUCAGCUACCUACACGGCCCUGCAGCUGUUUCAACUCUACUUCACCAGCUCCGUUUUACAGACAAUAAUUCAAAACACGAAUGAGUUUGGCUCGACAGCCAACAGCCGGUGGACUGAUGUGACAAUGGAGGACAUGUUUUCAUACAUGUCCUUGGUUAUUUACAUGGGUGUAGUGAAAUGCUCUGCACAUGCAGAUUAUUGGCGACAGGAUCAACUGUACAACUUGCCGUUCCCCAGACAGGUGAUGAGCUGCAGGAAGUUCCUCCGGAUCACCAGGGCACUUCACCUCAGCAGCUUGAAGGAGGACGCUGCUAACGAGAAGAAGAGAGGCACAGCCGCCUACGAUCGACUCAGCAAAAUAAAACCACUCUACGAGGAGAUGAGGGAAGCCUGCAAAAGGAACUACCAGCCGAGGCAAGACAUUGCCAUCGAUGAGCGAAUGGUUUCCUCCAAAGCCAGCACUGGACUCCCAUCGAAGAAGGGCUACAGGCUGUUCGUCCUGGCGGACUCAACGAGCGGUUACACGUGGGACUUCUUUGUCUACGAGGGAAAGCUGCAGGGAAAUAGUGGCAACGGGGUCACUUACGAUUGUGUGAUGGCGUUCCUCGACCCACGGCUGCGGGGCUCGGGCUACAAGCUCUUUGUGGACAAUUUUUAUACCAGUCCCGCCCUUUUCCUUGACCUCCUUGAGAUGAAGGUGUGGGCGUGCGGAACCAUCCGCAAGAACAGACAUGGUGUCCCAGAAACCGAUGUCCACGUUCUGGACUCAAAAUCUCCCCUUGGCAGUAUUCGCUGGAUCCGGAGGGACUCUGUCCUCUUUGUCCAGUGGCGAGACACGAAGGACUUCUUCAUGUGCUCGACCAUCCACACGGCCCAUUCGGAGGAGACAGUCCAGAGGAAAGUCCAAGGUGCUGAUGGGCGGCGGGCAGUGAAGGACAUCCCAGUCCCACCAGCAGUGAACGAGUACAACGGGUGUAUGGGUAGAGUGCACGUCUCUGACGGCCAGAUGGGAUUAUACAAGGUCCUCCACAAGACCACCAAGUGGUACAUGAAGUUCUUCUACUAUUUCAUGGACAUCGGGAUUGUGAAUGCCUUUCUCCUCCACAAGGACCUGGCGAAGAGCCGAGGAGCCACACCUCUGAGCCAGAAGGUCUUCAGGGAGACCCUCAUCGAGGAGCUGGCAGAGGCGGGGUCUCCCUCCACACCCACACGUGUACCACCUCCUGCUCCAGUCUCAGUACAUCACAGGCCGGUGUAUAUCACUGGGCACAGCACCAAUGGUCGGCUGGCUUGCAGGAAGUGCCACGCAAAGACGCCGGUGAAGUGCCGCUCCUGCAACGUGCCGUUGUGUCUUCUCCCCCAUCGUGACUGCUACAACGAGUGGCAUGAGGCCCAAAACCUGUAAACUGAUUAUAUGUGUAAAUGUAAAUAGUUUGUCGUGCUUUCAAUUUACUGUGGCUUUGCCUUGGAUAGCCGUUUUACAGUUUAAAUUAAGUUGUGUUGUCAGUUUGUGUUAAUGUUGUCAGCAGACACAUAAAGUUGUGAAUGCACUUUUUCUCUUGUUAAAGUUACUCCCUGCUCCUCUGCUUUGUGACAUCAAAAGUGAUAACAUGAUGUCACCUCCACCUCCAUCACUUAACCGGCGUCUUUAAAAAGCCGUGGUCCCGUCUCCGCCUGACCCGCGGUGCCGAGGAGGCGCCGACACACUAAUGCUCCAGAUCGACACUGAACACGUUCUGUGUUCAACAGGGAGGACGGGGAACUUUCUAUUUGUCUGAACUUUCUUUGUCAGGAUGUUUUUUAAACCACUGAGCGGAACUCGGGUCGUCUGACGGACUAGGAGAACUUUAUAUUAAUUUAGUGUAAAUAAGUGUUAUGAGAGAAAAUGUAAUGCUGCAAAACCUUAGUCACAUGUAUGUGGCUACACAGUCUAUUAGCCAAUGAGGGAAGAGGAUUUCAAAUGUUCAUGUAACUGAUUUAUUCAAAUCAUGAAACCAAACAGAUUCUUCACAUUUAGAAUUGAGAUGAAUUUUGUUGAUUAUUUUUCUGUAUAG